Molecule: messenger RNA, 699 nt
Organism: Helicoverpa zea (corn earworm)
Lineage: Eukaryota; Metazoa; Arthropoda; Insecta; Lepidoptera; Noctuidae
Exons: 3
Coding region: 1-699 (232 amino acids)
Source: RefSeq, a predicted model, not a curated record
AUGGGGUCGUUAAUAAGUUUGUUGUCAAAUGUUAUGUAUUUAUCCGAAAAGUUAACAAUGUAUUUGGCGUGUACAGGAUUAGUAACUUGUUUGGUGAUCACGUUUAUUGUUAGUUUGGGAAUGGGCGUCGGUCUCGGAUACAAUUACUGCUUCGUGGAUCUGAAGACCAAAGUCAAAUAUGUUCCAAGUCAUUAUCAAUACAAAGGAAGUGCUCGGUAUCCUUACGUAAGAGAAGGAGCACCAGAUCCCCUGACACAAACCAGAGACGAAGCAGAAGAAGAUAGUUUAAGAUAUCGGAUAGCACCACCAGAAGAAGAAGACAUAGAGAGCACAACUUUUCUUAACAUGUUGAUGGUACAGCUUGGCAAUAAUGCGACUCCAUUUUUUGUAUAUAAAACGUCGACACCUGUUGAUAACGAUGAUGACGACUUCACAGUUACUCCGUCAAAUACAACUUCCAUUGCUAACGCCUCACGCGAGAGUGCUGAGGAUUAUAGUGAGACUACUGUUUCUAGUUUAGAAGACAAUAUUAACGAACUUGACGAGCCUACCCCAGAGGCUCCGAUUAAUAGUAAUAAUUCUAACAUUAAGAGAGUAAAGAAACUUGUCAUACCAGUCAAUAGUUUAGACUUGAUUAAUCUUCUAUCCAAACUAAAAGCCGAAAACAAAAACUAUUCACUCGAGAUUGUUACAACCUGA